GAAACUACAUAAAGACAAGUGUCUACAUAUAUCUUUAAUUCUUUUUACAUACACGCACAUAUAUUGUGAUACACAUAAUUAAUUAUGGUGAAGUUUGAUGCGAAACUAUGGAAAGCUGUGUUUGUGAUGUCUAUUAUCAACAUUGCGCUAAGCGUUGUAAAUGUUAUGUUCAAGAAGAUGCUUGAUCAAGGAAUUAACCGUAUGGUUGCGACCACUUACCGACUUGCCGCGGGAACUCUGUUCUUGAUACCAUUUGCGAUUUUCUUGGAAAGACAUAACAGACCAAAACUCACGGGUAGGAUCUUGUGCUCACUUUUCUUUAGCGCUCUUCUGGGGACAAGUUUGGUGCAAUACUUCUUUCUUGUUGGACUAAAAAAUACUUCUUCCUCUUUCGCCUUAGCGUUUAGCAACAUGGUUCCUUCAGUCACUUUUGCUUUGGCUCUUGUUUUUAGACAAGAGACGUUGAACGUCAAGAGCAACAUAGGAAGAGCCAAAGUGUUGGGCACAGUGAUUUGCAUUUGUGGAGCUUUGGUGCUUACGCUUUAUAAAGGACCCGCAUUAACUCAACUAAACGCUCAAAUGCAAACACAAACGUCAAACACUUCAACCACUGCAGUAACGACAAAAUGGGCAAUGGGUUCGGUCAUGCUGAUCAUAUCAAUCUUAAUAUGGUCAUUAUGGUUCAUCGUUCAAGGAAAAAUAUGCCAAAGUUAUCCGUGCAAAUACACGAGCACCACGAUCCUCUCUUUUUUUGGUGUGAUCCAAUCCGCUUUGUUGAGUUUGAUCUCGGAGAGAAACAUAUCCAUGUGGGUCCUUCAAGGGAGAUUCCAAGUUUUAUCUCUACUUUAUUCGGGUAUCGUGGGAUCGGGAUUGUGCUACGUUGGAGUGUCGUGGUGUCUCCAGCAAAGAGGUCCAGUUUUCACGUCGAGUUUUAUCCCUUUGAUUCAAGUCUUUGCUGCCUUUUUCAGCUUCUCUUUUCUUCAUGAGCAAAUUUACUGCGGAAGUGUGAUGGGAUCAACGGUCAUCGUCGUGGGACUAUAUAUACUCUUAUGGGGGAAAAGUAAGGAUAAGCCUGCACCAAUAACCAAACAAGAACCACUAAAUCUCGAUCUUGAAGGUUGUGGCACAGCUCCAAAGGAACUUAAUGGUGCUGCCCAUCCAGUUUCUGAAAAAUAGUUGCUUCAAAAUAUAUAUUAUUGUUUUGCAUAUGGUCAAUGAACGCUAAGACUAAGUUAAGUCUCGUAGAACAAUCACAUUACUGUUACAAAGACAUAAAUAUGAAGUUCAGAUU
Raphanus sativus (radish) is the source of this 1291-nucleotide messenger RNA. Its product is annotated as WAT1-related protein At3g30340-like. Gene Ontology annotation, cellular component: plasma membrane. The transcript is spliced from 6 exons. Lineage: Eukaryota; Viridiplantae; Streptophyta; Magnoliopsida; Brassicales; Brassicaceae. The record is from RefSeq and is a predicted model, not a curated record. Gene Ontology annotation, molecular function: transmembrane transporter activity. Bases 85 to 1176 code for a protein of 363 amino acids.